AUGUACCAUUUUACAAUCCUUUUCAAAACACAAUUAAUUUUGACUAAAAAACGGUUAUUCAUUGGUUGUAACUUGGUUUUAAUCAUGUUCACAUUUUUAAAAGAAAACACCCCCUUCUUAGACACUUUCUCGCUUCCAAAAGAAAAGUACAAAGCAAUUUACAUCAAUUCAAUCAAUGAAAAAUUUCCAUCAAAUAUUGUAAGCACAACAAAGUAUAAUCUAUUUACUUUUGUUCCCAAAUUUAUGCGAUUUUAUUUGAGUCAAAUGACAAAUAUUUAUUUCUUGUGUAAUUUGAUCAUUUGUAGUAUUCCUCAAAUAUCUACAGUGACACCAAUUACGGCUCUUGUACCAAUCGCCGUUGUGCUUUUGGUUACUUCAUUCAGAGAAAUUGUUGAAGAUUUUAAAAGACACAAAUCGGAUAAAAUGACCAAUCACAUGAAGUAUUUUUACUUCGAGAAAGGAUCAGAGACAAAAAUUCGUGCAAAAGAUGUGAAAGUGGGGAUGACUCUUAAAAUAGAAAAUGGUCAAACAUUUCCAGCAGACUGUGUUUUAAUUUACUCAUCCCAUGAAAAUGGAAUAUCAAGCGUUGAAACUGCUGCCCUUGACGGAGAAACUUCUCUUAAAAAGCUGUAUGUACCAAAACAACUGUUAAGUUUCCAAAAGGAAGAAAUACCCACAUUGAAUGGAGAGCUAAUUGCUGAGAGUCCUAAUGAGCAAUUUGGACAAUUCUCUGGAAACUUGUGUGUCAAUGAUUAUUGCAGCUCGACUAUUCCAUUAAACGAGAAAAAUUUGGUACUUCGAGGCUCUGUUUUAAGAAAAACAGAAUAUAUUUAUUGUAUUGUGUGUUACACUGGAAAAAAUACCAAACAAGCUUUGAACUCUUCUUUGCCUAGAAAUAAACAGUCGGCCAUAAAUAAAAAGUUGAACAGUCUUGUGUUGGCUGUAGUUGCUUUCCAACUCAUGUUAUGUGGAGUAAUGGCAGGAUGUGCAACGUGGAAACAUGACACCAUUUGCCCUGUAAAAGGGUACUGGUAUUUGGCUGUUGAUAUUCAACUCAGUCUUCCUCUUUACUUUAUUAAAAAAUUCUUUGGAUUUUUCAAUGUGACAUCUUACAUGAUACCCAUUUCAUUACAAGUGUCUAUUGAACUUACUCGAUACAUUCAGGGGUCGUUAAUAGAAAGAGACGACUACUUCAAAGUAAAGAAAAUUGAUAAUGAAGGAAAAGAGACACAAAAAGGAAUGAAAACAAAUUGUUCAGUAUGUAUUGAAGAAAUGGGUGGUGUUGAAUAUGUUCUUACAGAUAAAACUGGUACUCUAACUGAAAAUGAAAUGAAAUUUACUAAGUGUAGUAUUAAUGGUAUGGUUUUUGAUGCAGAAGAUUCGGGAAAAUUAAUUGAUGUUGAAACACGUGAAUAUGAACAAGAAAAUGUAUCAGAUUUUUUCAAAUGCCUUUCUCUGUGCAGCUCAUGCAGUAUUGAACAGAAAGAUUCAAUAAUAGAAUAUUGGUCAAUUUCUCCAGAUGAAGAAGCACUAUGUGAAGCUUCUUCUGCUAACGGCUUUACACUCUUAAGAAGAACACAAGAAGAAGCAGAUAUUACAACUCCCCAAGGAAAAACAUUGAAGUGUCAAAUCUUGUUAACAAAUGAUUUUUCAAGUGAAAGGAAGAUGAUGAGUGUUUUGGUUCAAACAGGUACAAGGUUCGUUUUAUAUGCCAAAGGAGCAGAUUCAAUUCUUUCAACAUUGUUGUUGGACAACAAACAAUCAAACGAUUUACUUUUAACCACACAAAAUCAUUCCAACAGUUUUGCAAAUAGUGGGUUAAGAACUUUAUUUAUUGCUCGUCGUGUUUUAAGUGGAAAGGAAGCUUAUGCAUAUAUCAACAACUUUGAGAAAUUAGAUGUUCUUUCGAAGAAUUACAAAGAAGAAUACAAUAAAAUAGUUAACAAUUUGGAGAGUAAUUUCGAGUUAUUGGGAGCAACAGCAAUUGAAGAUAAAUUACAAGAAAAUGUACCAGAAACAAUUACAACUUUAAUAGCAACUGGAUUAAAAAUAUGGGUAAUCACGGGAGACAAACAAGAAACUGCGAUUUCAAUCGCAAAAAGUUGUAAUUUGUUAGUGCCAAAUCAGAAAAUAUUAUGCUUUGACUUUUUAAGUGAAAAUGAGUUUCUUGAUGCUGCCGAGAAUGAACUUUCUUUAUUGCACAACAAUCCAAAUAACGAGCAAAGUAUUUUUAGUGUUGUUCUUUCUGGAAAUAAUGUUGACUAUUUUCUUAAUAACAGCACAAGUUUUAAAGAACUCGCUCUAAGAGCAAAAACAGUUGUGUGUUGCAGAGUGUCACCACUUCAAAAGGCUUCCAUAUGUAAAUGUGUUAAAAAAUUAACAGGAAAGAUUUGUUUAUCGAUUGGGGAUGGAAUGAAUGACGUUCCAAUGAUAACAGCGAGCGAUGUUGGUGUAGGUAUAUACGGCAAAGAAGGUUGUCAAGCAGCCGUUUCUGCUGAUUUUUCAAUUCAGAAAUUUUCUCAUUUGGGGAAGCUUUUGUUGUUCUAUGGGAAAAAUGCAAAGACGCAAAUAUCAACACUGAUCAAAUUCUGUUUUUAUAAAAACGCUGCAUUUUUCUUAGUCAACGUCUUCUUUGCAAUGAUAUCAAAUUACACCGCACAGAUGUUGUAUGAAGAUUGGAUUACAACUUGUUAUAACACUUUUUUCACCACCCUCCCACCAAUGGCAAUUGCACUUUUUGAUUAUGAUUUAACAUGGGAUUAUAUUAAAAGGUACCCUCAGAGUCAUAGAGAAACGUUAAGGAGUAAAGUGUUCUCUUUUUGGUCAUAUUUAAAGUGGUUUUUGCUUGGAAUAUUCCAGGCUCUUGUAUUCUUUAUUGUUGUGUUCUUUAUAAUCAACAAAACAGAUGUUACAUAUUAUGGUAAAGUUAACGGAUUUCCAUUUUCUGUUGUUUCAGUCACGACAUUUGGACUUAUUUCAAUUUGGAUUACAAUGGCAAUCAAAGUCAAAAGAUUCAAUAUAAUUAUUAUUGGCGCGUUUGUUUUGAGUAUAUUGGCAUAUGUGUUGGUGUACACCGGAGUCAUGUUCAUACCUGGUAUGUCAACAGCAAAUAUCUCAACGUUUGGGUGGAAAAUUGUAUUGGUGCAACCCAAUUUUUAUUUGAUCACGUUGUUGGCUGUGUCGAUUGCAGCAUUCCCACAAGUUUUGGAUAAGUGUAUUCGAAGAUUAAAAGAACCGACUAAUUGGCAAAUAUUACAAGAAGUUAAUUAUAAAGAGAAGAAAAGUGUGAAGAAACCAAAAGCAUUGGAAAUGGAAGAAAUUGUGCUAAUCGAGAGAAGUUCUCCCAAAUUAACGAAAAAGUUUGAGAAAACAAAGUCACUACAAAUGUAG
Entamoeba invadens IP1 is the source of this 3390-nucleotide messenger RNA. RefSeq names its product phospholipid-transporting ATPase, putative. The transcript is spliced from 3 exons. The record is from RefSeq and is a predicted model, not a curated record. Gene Ontology annotation, biological process: phospholipid translocation. Gene Ontology annotation, molecular function: ATP hydrolysis activity; ATPase-coupled intramembrane lipid carrier activity; magnesium ion binding. The coding region runs from base 1 to 3390 and encodes 1129 amino acids. NCBI's taxonomy places the organism in Eukaryota, Evosea, Mastigamoebida, Endamoebidae. Gene Ontology annotation, cellular component: plasma membrane.